AUGCGCCGUCCGUCCGUCCGUCCGUCCGUCGGUUGUCGUCCGUCAGUCGUCGGGGAGAACGCCAUGGAAUCGCCCGCGCUCGGCCUGGCUGCCGUCACGGUCUCGGCCGUACUCCAGCAAGCCUACUUUUCCCUGCAGGUGAUCGGCGCCCGGAGAAAGUUCCGCGUGUCCCCUCCGUGCACAAGCGGCCCCCCCGACUUCGAGCGCCUCUUCCGGGCUCAAGCCAAUUGCUCGGAAUACUUUCCUAUGUUUGUCGCCCUCUUGUGGACAUCCGGAAUCUUCUUCAACCAAGGUGUAUCGUGCGCGUGUGGCGCGCUGUACCUGUACGCACGUCUGCGUUACUUUCACGGUUACGCCGAGUCAGCGCAACAACGUUUGCGGCCUCUCUACGUGAGCGCGGCCCUCCUUUGGCUCCUGGUGGCGUUCUCCUGCGUCGGCAUCCUGUCUUCCUUUUGGAGACUAUGCUUCCACGCCAACGGACGCCAUCCGGCCUGAUCAUCUACGGACGAGGCUCAAAUUUCAAUCAAUAAACGUGGCGGUCUUAUUCCACCGUUUGCCUUUUUUUCUCUUUUUAAAUGUCAAACAUUUAACCGUUUUAUGCUGGCUUGUUCAUAAAUGGAGACACUUCUUGCAACGCAGAUGUUAACUGUAGUUUUACUUUGAAACACACCGUAGAACUGGUGGUACAAUUCAAUAAACGCACAUAUACAAAUGAAAACACGCCUGCCCCUUUAAUUAUAAAUUUUACUAUUUUAAGUGGUAAGCAAACACACACACAAAAAGUUGCGCAUCAUGUACAUUUUCAAUAAACUUUAGCAAGACAACAGCUCCUUCUAUUGGCGAAACAAAAUAUUUCAGGUAAAC
This is a messenger RNA of Corythoichthys intestinalis (scribbled pipefish), 864 nucleotides long. It is a transcript of the gene ltc4s, whose product is annotated as leukotriene C4 synthase. The record is from RefSeq and is a predicted model, not a curated record. Lineage: Eukaryota; Metazoa; Chordata; Actinopteri; Syngnathiformes; Syngnathidae. Gene Ontology annotation, biological process: leukotriene biosynthetic process. Gene Ontology annotation, cellular component: membrane; endoplasmic reticulum; nuclear envelope. Gene Ontology annotation, molecular function: glutathione peroxidase activity; glutathione transferase activity; enzyme activator activity. The coding region runs from base 1 to 495 and encodes 164 amino acids. The transcript is spliced from 5 exons.